UCAGUACUUUAACCAGAGCUGUUUUUAAAGAUUACUGGGUCGCUUUUGAUAUGCUAAGCCCCGGGGACUACCGGUAUCAAAAGCAAUUCACACAAGGGGCUUUAAGGCACUUUUACUUUUGCUGCAAGCCCUUUAAAGACGCAACAAGAAACACGCCUACCAGCGUUUUACGUUUAAGGGUUCGGAGUGUGCAAAUCUAGACUACUGGGUUCAUUUAAAGCUAGGGCCAACCUAUAGAUUCUUGGAAUCUGUAAAUAUGAUAGAUCCUUGUACAUUCAGGAGGGGUUUUUUUUGGUUCCUUUGGGAAUUACCAGGAGCUAAACCCUUUCGUCCUUGAUCUUGAAAGGAAUUUGCUCUGAUUAUUCAGGAGCAAAUCCCCCCUGAUAUUGGGGUUGAAAGGGGGCUAAUUCCUGCAGGAGAGUUUUGCAAGGGCAACUCGUGGCAAUGUUAUUGCACACACCCCCCAAGCCCAGAAAGAGACCCAGGACCCCGGCUUGGACCCGAGCCGCGAGAUCCACGUAUCUGGAGCAUUUGCACGUCGGCGCUUUUCACACGGAAGCCUCCCCAGCCGCAGCCAAGGGAAAAAGGCUUCGCCGCCGCCGCCGCCGCCGCCGCUCGGAUUCCAGCCCGGGAGCGCUCAGAAGCCGAAAGUUGCCGAAGCCUCUUUUCCGGAGCCGCCCGCCGGCGCCCGAGCGCGUUCGGCUGGCGACUCCUCCCCCGCCGGGCGCGGCCGAGUGGCCUUCGGGGGGAGCACGAGGGGCGCCGAGCGGCUCCGAAAAGAGCCGAGAGGUUCGCAGGGCUGGGAAGCGUCCGAGCGCAGGGACGCGGGGCUGGUUGGCUGGCGCGGAGGACCGAAGACGCGGGGCGGAGCGGAGCGGAGGGAUGGAGACCAGGAAGCUCAUAACCGCUACUGACAACCAGUAUUCUGGUAUGCUUUUGAAAGCUCUGGAUGAGCAGCGAGGCCUCGGACUUUUUUGCGAUGUCACUGUUAUCGUGGAGGACCGCAAAUUCCGAGCCCACCGGAAUAUCCUUUCGGCUUCAAGCACUUAUUUUCAUCAACUCUUUGCAGUGGCCGGACAAGUCGUCGAGCUGAACUUCAUCAGGGGGGAGGUUUUCGCCGAAAUACUUAACUAUAUCUAUAGCUCAAAAAUUGUCCGGGUGCGAGCAGAUUUGCUUGAUGAACUGAUUAAAUCGGGGGAGUUGCUCGGGGUCAAAUUCCUGGCUGACCUGGGUGUUCCUCUGCAACAGGUGAAGAACAUGUCUUCGGAUGCCAGCACUUCCGAGCUGCCCAUCCUGGAGGCAAAUGGCUCCAAAGUGCAGAAGCCCCCAGCCCCACUGGAGACCCAACACAUAAAACUCGGGAAGCCCAUCAUUACGGAAUCCUUUUCUCUCUACAGGGAGCCGUGUGACUCCACCAAGAUCACCAUUAGUGAUUCUGAUGAUGAUGAUGAUGACGAUGUCAUUUUCUGCUCAGAGCUGGCACCUGCCAAGGACCGUUCGGUAGAGGCCAAAGUCAUAACCCAGAUCCCGCCUUGCCCGAAUCCUACUGCCUCUUCUGAGAUGGCCAGCUCUACCAACAGUAAUUCUGCCCCUCAACCAGUGGCAACUGCAGCUCCAAGGCUUGACUCGUCUACCCUUCUGCCCAGUCCGGCUGAAAACCAAAAGCCAGUUGACCCCCUUCCUCCUCCAGCUCCACAGUCCACAACUCCAAAGGUCCUUGUGCUCAAUUCAUCCCAGGUUGGUGUCGGUUCAUCGCACGAAAUAGAGGUAUUGCCGAUUCCCGAAGAAAAUCAGCAGCCAUCUAUCCACGAUUCCUUAACCGACAUGGAAACCAACAUCAUUGACGAGGAAGAGGAGGAAGAUGUGGAAGACGUGGAAGACGAUGAUGACAUCCUGGGUUUAUCCAGUCCGGGUUCGGCAAGCAGCAGUUCUUUGGUUCAGCAGCCCACGACUCCGAAGCCGGCCGCUGUGGCCGACAGCCCAGCAGCCCAGAAGAAGCAAGUGGUGAACUUCCCACCAGAACCCAUCUCCCAACCCAACGAAUUCAAGAUCCAAAUCUCAGACAUUCUUUCCGGAGGCCUCAAAGACACUCCUCCCAACCUUGGGCCAAAGCACGUCAUGGAAGGGCAGAAGACCAUCACGUUAGAUAAAGCCACCGGAAUCGAGAGCUUGUCCACCGGCUGCAAAGUGUACGCAAACAUCGGCGAAGAUACCUACGACAUUGUAAUCCCGGUGAAAAACGAGGCUGAUGGAGAAGUCCGCCUGGACGAUGUCCCACGCACCUCAGGCCACGAGUCCACUAACCGCAAGCGCUUGAAAGUCAAGCACGACGACCAUUACGAGCUGAUCAUGGACGGGAAAGUCUACUACAUCUGCAUUGUGUGUCGGAGAUCCUACGUCUGCCUGACCAGCUUGCGAAGACACUUCAACGUUCACUCCUGGGAGAAGAAAUACCCCUGUCGCUACUGCGAGAAGGUUUUCCCUCUGGCGGAAUACCGCACUAAGCAUGAGAUUCAUCACACCGGCGAGCGGCGGUACCAGUGUUUGGCUUGUGGGCAGUGUUUCAUCAAUUAUCAGGUGAUGGCCACCCAUCUGCGAUCUGUUCACAGCCAGGAUCCUUCAGGCGAGUCCAAGCUUUACCGUCUACACCCGUGUCGGUCUUUGCAGAUCAGAAAUUACGCAUACAUUUCGGGGAAUUCCAACAAUCUCCCGGUCACCAGUGACAAUGCCCUGGUUUAUUCCGGCAAUCCUUCAAAAGAGACCACUCAGGAACCGGUCCCAAACCAACCCGUGAAGCCAAUGACUUGGGACGACAUCUUUGUUCCGCAGGCAAACGAAAGCCUCUUUAAACAAAACCCAUCGGACGGCACCUCCGAAUUUGAGUUUGUGAUACCAGAAUCUUACUGAAGUUGUUGCGGAUGGAAAUGUUUCGUUUGGUUAUCCAAAGGGGGAGGAAUUUUUUUUUUAAUUAUUAUUAUUUUUAAUAAAAAAGCAGAGCCCUUCUCUAAAAGGGCUGAUGGGAAGUAUCUAGAGAGCAUCUCAUAUGACAGAACACGUCCAUGUGCUUCUUCGACCAUUAGCAUACGGUAGUGUUUUAAAGUUAGAUGAUGUGUAUAACUUUUGAACUCGUGAACGAAAAUUGGUCAGGAAAUAAAACGAUACUUGAAUACAGGAAAAGAUGCUUAGGAAGUUAGGUGUUCGGUGUUUAUUAGUAUGGAUCAAAAAAUCUAAAAAGUUACCGUUCUGAGGCUUUCCCCGUUAGGUGUAGAAUAACAGGAAUAUAUACUUUGAACCACUUACUUCUUUUUUUCAUGUUAGCACUUUAAUGCUGAAAAAGGUUCCAUUGUGACUACGAAACAGCAACCUGGCUAGAUUUUCUUGCUAAUGUGGGCAGGGGGAGGUGGGAGGAAACUUUUUUUUCCUUUUUAAAAUAUAAAUCAGUGCGUUCCUACAAUUGAACGUUGCGGGGGUCCAAUUCAUGCUUGUUCUCGCAAAACCAGGCUUACGGUUAAACGAGGCAUAGCCAUUUCGCCUUGGCUUUGAAAUAAGCAUUGUAACUGUUCGUAACGCAUGUGGGCCAUCCUUAAAGAGAAGGGAGAUGUAUUCUCCAAGGAAAACUUGUUCUUUUUAUCCGGGGGGGAUUAAGAUAACUCAGUGGCUGGACCAUUGUAUGUCAUCUUUUGUGACUCGAUAGGGUGGAUGAAAGUCAUUACGACAGCCAGAUCUUUUUCUACGGAGAAACAGGUUGAUCAUUUGGAACGAAUCUAACUUUCCCUGGCUUAUUCCCUGGGGGGGGGGGGAAUUAGAAAUCUAAUUUUGUAGAUUUUGCCCUGAAUAGCGCAAGAGCUUCCUACCAAAGCAGCCUUGGGAAAUGACGCUUUUGGCUCUGUAACUGAGUUGGUAGUUUUUAAAAAGAACCUAGUUAGUUCAUUUUCUCAGCAGCCACAUGGAAAAGGGUUUUUUUUGGGGGGGGGCUAGAUGUGGUAGUCUGAAUUUUCUUUUGUGGUCACGCUUUCCUUCAUUGCAAAUUGGGAAUAUAUUUUUCCAGUGCUCGGCGAUAGGCAGGAUCUAGAUUGGAACGAACGACAGAACUGGUCAAGAGCCAUGUAGUUUCUUGUUGUUUUUUUUGUCAAAUAACCUCUUGCCUUUUUUUGUUUUUGUAAAUUAUAAUAUUUGGAGUGGGUGUUAUAGAAGAUUGAAAAGAUCUGUGAUGAAUAAAACUAGUUAGCAGUUGGUGGUUUGUCAUGAAAAUCUCCGGUCAUCACUUUAUAGCUAUUUUUUUUCCUCCUUCUUCUUUUCUCCUUUUAUGAAGUCUCCGUUUUGUAUUCUCAAGUAGUCAUUCCUAGUCCUUAAUUUUGUGUCGUUUUUCCCCCCCCCCUUUAAUGUUGUAUUUUCAGCCAGCAAGUGAAGUUGCUGUGGAGUAACAAAAGAAAAAUCAUGGACGAAAAUCAUGAUGAAAAGAGCAAAUCGCGUUUCUGUUAAUGGGAGAAAGCGAAGUAACUCCGUAUGCUGGUUUUUUUCUGUAGAGUGAGACUACGUUUGAUUAUGGAUAGGUUUCUUUUUUUAAAAAAAAAAUGGAAAUGAUAUGUUAAAAUUGGCAUUGCCUAUUUAAAUGAAUAAUUUUCUGGGACUUUUUAUUAAAAAAAUACCCUAUUAGUCGGCGUCCAGUAUGUUUGUCAUAUUCAGGAGACCCUGGUGUCCAUAGCAUUUUAUAAACUAAGCGAAACUCUUCCUUCAGCUGCCUGCAGCGCCGAGUAAAACCCACUGUGUUGCUGUAUGUCAUAGUCAAACUUUCAGCUUGAACGUGCUACCCCAGGAAAUCCCGAUAACCAGUAAUUAAAUCAGUGCCUGUAAAAAGUGUUUUGUUUAUUUGCAAACUGAAAGACGGGGAUUCAAAGCUGUCUUAUCUUGUUAGAAAAACUCUUGCAUGUCUCAGGUAUUUUGGUUGUCUUAGGAAGGGAAGUUACCAUUUCCAAAGUUAAGGGUUUUUAUGAAGUCGCUGUAAAGCCUUUUGCUUUACGGUGUUGGAAAUAUGCUGGGUCCUUUUUGAUUGGCACCAUUUACAGUUUUCUUUUUUGUCUUAAGGCACCGGGCAGUUACUGAUUCGAGAAAUGCCUUCUCCUUUUUCUGUUUUGUAAAGAUCAUGACAUCAGCUCCAGAAAGAACACACCUAAAUUAUAUUAUUAAAUGGGGAACCUUGCUUCCUCCCAAAAAAAACCCCAAAACAAAGCACAUUUACUAAAGGGAUUAAUAUGAAAUAGAGCCCUGAGCAGAAAUCUAAAGUGGAAAGAGUAACAGUAGGUUAAAUUGUUCCAAGCAACUCUUAUUUGGAAGUAACGAUACUCAAUUUCAGUCGUUCCACUUGAGUUCGGAUGUACCAAUUUGAGAAAUGUCCCAUCCUGAACAGAGACACUUCUGCAAGAAUCCCUAUUUUUUAUUUUUCUUUAGAUUUCCUCCAUUUAAAAACUUGCAUGCAGCAUAACAGGAUAAAAAAAAAAUUAGCACUGUCCACAUUUGCUGGAUUGCUGCAGAGCAGAUAUUCUGCCUCUGGGAGAAUUCAGAUGGCUUGCCUGCGUGAAGUUUAUAUAAAUCCAAGAUUUUGCCACCUUGGGGGGGGGUUGCGCAGAUACUUCUGAGUUAUAAAUUCGUACGUUGUGGGCACGCAUACUCAAGGGUUGCUUUGCGCCAAAUGCGUGUUUGUGCAUUCCUGCAUAUGGUGAUGAGAAUCAUAAGAAAAAUCAGUACUCUGCUUAAUUUAUUUCCUAUAUCGAACCGUAUCACUUAUUAGCAAAACGAAAGAUGCAAAAAGGAGCGGUGGUUUAUUUCACGACAAUUUUUACAGAGCGGUAUUAUUGUUAUUGUUAUUUUUAAUUUUAUCAAUACAGUACUGUAAUGUAUAUAGUUGUACAGCCUUUUCCUUAACAUACCUUUCUGGGAAUUUGUGUUCUGCUUUUCAUUAACCAAUACUUGACCUUUAGUUCUUAGAGCUUUGUAUGGCAAAAAAAUAAAUAAACACUUCCAAUUCUG
Messenger RNA from Crotalus tigris (Tiger rattlesnake), 6027 nucleotides. RefSeq names its product zinc finger and BTB domain containing 33 (gene ZBTB33). Gene Ontology annotation, molecular function: protein binding; DNA-binding transcription factor activity, RNA polymerase II-specific; RNA polymerase II cis-regulatory region sequence-specific DNA binding. The record is from RefSeq and is a predicted model, not a curated record. The transcript has 2 exons. The coding region runs from base 445 to 2907 and encodes 820 amino acids. NCBI's taxonomy places the organism in Eukaryota, Metazoa, Chordata, Lepidosauria, Squamata, Viperidae. Gene Ontology annotation, cellular component: nucleus. Gene Ontology annotation, biological process: regulation of transcription by RNA polymerase II.